Magnolia sinica is the source of this 687-nucleotide messenger RNA. RefSeq lists its product as uncharacterized. Gene Ontology annotation, molecular function: RNA binding. Lineage: Eukaryota; Viridiplantae; Streptophyta; Magnoliopsida; Magnoliales; Magnoliaceae. The record is from RefSeq and is a predicted model, not a curated record. The coding region runs from base 1 to 687 and encodes 228 amino acids. The transcript is spliced from 2 exons.
AUGGGGGAUCGAGUUGGGAUUGGCAACGCCGGUCACACUGGGGAUUGGACGGAUGUGCGGAGGAAAUUCCCUAAAGCAGAAUGCAGAGUAUUCAUCGGGAACCUUCCAUUCUUGGCGUCAAUGGAGGGCAUUAGAGCUCGAUUUGGUCAGUUCGGUGCCCUAACUAAUGUCUUCAUUCCGGCAUUUCCAGCAUCUGGCAGAAGCAAGGGAUUUGCUUUCACAAAUUUUAAAAGGCGGGAGGAUGUAAAGACUGCGAUCGAGCUCCUCAAUGGAAGGUUCCUAGGGCACCGGCGAAUGACAGUUAGUGCUGCUAUCAACCGUCCUGCUAACAGGCCCACUGCAGCUGUUAGAGGAAGUAGGAUAGUGCCUGAGGCAACACAAGGUGGUCAAGUUAUUGCUACCCCUAAUGCGUAUGGGACCGCUCUCCCACCUCACUGCUCAGAUGCUGCCUUCCAGCUCCCUCAUCUCAGCCCGGACCCAGUUUCUUAUUGCUGUAGCCAGCAACAGGUGGAAUUGCAGAACCUGCCCAAUCAGGCUUCCUCUUUCUGCCAUCUCCUAUCCCAAACCUCCCUUGCCUGCCAUCAGAACGUGGCCACUCAUGCUAUCACUCCCUGCCAUCAGCCUUCCCAACCCUCCCCUGUCAACCCCUCUCAACUAGCUGACCCAAUGCCUUCGUCUUUCGAGUAG